CAGACGAGCAGGUACCGGAAGAGGUCAGUGGAGGAUGUCUUACUCCUCGUCCUGUUUGUUACCCAUUCCGGCUCCGGCCUCGGUUCGUUUCUGUAGGCAUCAUAUUCAACUCAAAUGUGGCCCUGGAGCAUUAAAUUGGAGUAAGAGUUGUCUACAUGUCGGUUCAUUCGUCUCUGCUGCGAGGUUGACCAAAUCUAAAUCCCGCAGCCGUAGUAUCUUUCGCUGCAGUUCUCAACUGGCAGAGCUUGGUCCUGCUACCUCUGCUGCCUAUGGAUUUCUGCUUCUAGGCGGCGGUCUCUUUGCCUAUGCAAAAUCAGGAAGCAAGGGAUCACUUUUCGGAGGCUUUACUGUGGCAGCUCUCAUGGCUUCUGCUUACUUUCUUAUGCAAGGACCAGAUACUAAAGCUAUUGGUGAUGCGGUCGGGUUUGGAUCUGCAUUCCUUUUCUCUUCUGUAUUUGCAAUCCGAUUGGCAGCUACCCGAAAGCUCAUUCCAUCGGGCCCUUUGUUAGGCCUUUCUAUCGGUGCGUUGGCUGUGUUUAUCUCAGCAUAUCUACAAGAUAGUCACUGAUCAUUGAGUUGUGUCGAAGAUGAUUAAAUAAUGUUCAGAAGUCACCUAUCUCCCAUUACUUAAUAAGGUGCUUUGAAGUUUUUUUGGAACUCUGACUUAGACCAGACGUUUUCACACUCAAUCAAGGCUUUGCUUGCUUGUUGAUAGGUAUAUUUUAUUGUUGGUGGUGAUACCGUGUAUUUAAUGGUGUAAUUUACAAAAGGAAAGUGUUACACAAUGACUAAUAUAAAUGCCACUAAACAAGAUGCCUUA
Messenger RNA from Juglans regia (Persian walnut), 820 nucleotides. RefSeq names its product protein FATTY ACID EXPORT 4, chloroplastic. Gene Ontology annotation, cellular component: membrane. The coding region runs from base 35 to 568 and encodes 177 amino acids. The transcript has 4 exons. The record is from RefSeq and is a predicted model, not a curated record. Lineage: Eukaryota; Viridiplantae; Streptophyta; Magnoliopsida; Fagales; Juglandaceae.